UUGCUAGAAAUCUAUUCUUUCAGGGACGGAGGGAGUAUAUAUAUUAGAGAAAGAUUAAUAAGUUCUGGCUGAUCCCGAUUCGGACAUAUCCUUGCUUUGAUCACAAGAAAGAAAAUCCAGUUAUAUCUCCAUACAAAGGGGGAAAAACUCGGCUGGAGUGUCCAGGUUCUGUCAAUAAAACAUCGAGGUCCUCUUCGCAAAAGGCGGCUACCAAAACGCUCCUUUGCCUUCCCUUCCCCACUUCCCCGGCCCCUGCCUCCCGCCGCCGACAGCCCGACACCACCACAAACCCUAGCAGGCUCCACCCCCCGCCGCCGCCAUGUCGGACCCUCGGAUGUUCCCGUCCGGUUCCGACGACCGCACCGACCCCUCCGACACCGAACGCCGGCUGUACAAUCCGUACCAGGACCUCAACAUGCCCUACAGCUACCGGACGCUCUACGACCUGCCCACCUCGCCGGAGUUCCUCUUCCAGGAGGAGGCCCUGGCGCAGCGGCGCUCGUGGGGUGAGAACCUCACUUUCUACACGGGCGUCGGGUACCUCUCGGGCGCCGUCGGCGGCGCCGCCCUGGGCCUCCGCGACGCCGCCAGGGGCGCCGAGCCAGGGGAGACCGCCAAGAUCCGCGCCAACCGCGUGCUCAACGCCUGCGGCAGCUCCGGCCGCCGUGUCGGGAACACGCUGGGCGUCAUCGGCCUCAUGUACGCCGGGAUCGAGAGCGCCAUGGUCGCGGCCCGCGACCGCGACGACUGGGUCAACAGCGUCGCCGCUGGGCUUGGCACGGGCGCGCUCUUCCGCGCCGCCAACGGGCCGCGGUCCGCCGCCGUCGCAGGCGCCCUCGGCGGGAUCCUCGCCGCCGCAGCUAUGGGGGGCAAGCAACUAGCCAAGAGAUACGUCAAUGUCAUAUGAUCGUCAGGUCGUGUUUUUUUGGUAGCAAUGGUUCGCAUGAGCGAACAAAUGAAUGAUAAUCCGUGCUUUGUUAGUCACGUAAAACCAGCUGAAUGGGAAAUUUUGAGCUGCAUUGCAAUGCAACAUCGUGCUUGUAUUAUUAAUACGUGCAUUGUGGCGUUGUUGAGCAAUUAGAUCUGGUCUACUAGUGUGAUCUUGUCUGGAGAUGUUUAGUUCUGCUUCGUGCUUUAUUUAUAUCUUUAUUUAUGUUGAGCGAUAGAUGGAGAUCCGUUUCUCUC
Messenger RNA from Sorghum bicolor (sorghum), 1185 nucleotides. Its product is annotated as mitochondrial import inner membrane translocase subunit TIM23-1. Bases 320 to 907 code for a protein of 195 amino acids. The transcript has a single exon. Gene Ontology annotation, cellular component: mitochondrial inner membrane; TIM23 mitochondrial import inner membrane translocase complex. Gene Ontology annotation, molecular function: transmembrane protein transporter activity. NCBI's taxonomy places the organism in Eukaryota, Viridiplantae, Streptophyta, Magnoliopsida, Poales, Poaceae. The record is from RefSeq and is a predicted model, not a curated record. Gene Ontology annotation, biological process: protein import into mitochondrial matrix.